AUGCUUGGGAAGGUCUGGUUUCUUUCUCUUUUACUGGGAGUAGAAUGCUACACGAUUGCAAAUGAAACUUUACUACAUCAAGUUUUAUUAAACGGAUAUAACAAAAGAAUUCGACCCGGAGCCGACAGAACUACGCCGGUUAACAUAGUCGCCAGCUUCAAUUUAGUUACACUCAAAGAAUUUUCCGAGACGGAUGGUAAAAUUGCAGUUGUCGGUGCCUUCGGAUUUAGUUGGAAAGAUGAAAGAUUGGUCUGGGACCCAGCAUCCUAUGGAAAUGAUCUCUACAGCACUAAAUUUUACUUGAAGGACAUAUGGGUUCCAAACUUUGUGAAUUUGAAUCCAUACGAUAAACUAAAACGCAUUGGUCUGGAUGAGAUGGAUUGUGUAUUACAAGAUGAUGGAAGGGUGGAUUUUCAUCCGCCAGAUCUGUAUGAAUCUACGUGUGAUGCGGAUGUGACGUAUUACCCAUUUGAUAGACAAAAAUGUUCCUUAUUGUAUUACAUCCCCGGUUACUAUUCUGAAGAUAUCAAUAUUGAAGCAGCGUCAUCAACGUUUCAUAUGGAACUCUAUGAAGAAAACGGUUUAUGGGAAGUCACGGAAACAUCCUUUACUGUAAAAACAACGGCUAAAAAUUUCCAAGUCAUCCAUCUUACAAUAUCCAUGACAAGAAGGACUACCUACUACAUAGCUGGCCUACUUCUGCCAAUAGUACUCAUGAAUUUCAUUCAACUUUUUGUGUUCCUCCUUCCGGUUGAAUCUGGGGAACGCCUGGGGUUUAGCAUCACGGUUCUUCUAGCAGUAGCGGUUUUUCUUACUAUAAUCCAAGACAAACUUCCGGAAGCUUCAGAGCCAAACGUAUCACUUCUUACCUAUAAACUGUUAGUGGAUAUGAUCAUCGGAUGUGGAAUGAUUUUAGCAGUAGUGAUUGGAAUGAGGUUUUAUCACAGGAGCGAUGAUACACGGAUUCCAUGGAUUCUUCGUGGAUUAACACGUUGUUAUUUUUGCUGCAAGCCAAAAUCCUCAAUCGAACCUGACGAAGUUGUUCAAAUGAAAUCGGAAAAAUUGGAUAUGGAGUCAGAUGAAAUACCUAUGACAUGGAAUGAUGUUGGAAAUGCCUUUGAUAUUGUUUGUUUAACUCUUUUCUUUCUCUCUUUGGUAUUGAAUAAUAUAAUU
Saccostrea cuccullata (small rock oyster) is the source of this 1173-nucleotide messenger RNA. Its product is annotated as acetylcholine receptor subunit beta-like. Gene Ontology annotation, molecular function: transmembrane signaling receptor activity; excitatory extracellular ligand-gated monoatomic ion channel activity; transmitter-gated monoatomic ion channel activity involved in regulation of postsynaptic membrane potential. Lineage: Eukaryota; Metazoa; Mollusca; Bivalvia; Ostreida; Ostreidae. The annotation marks the transcript as partial. Gene Ontology annotation, cellular component: synapse; plasma membrane; neuron projection. The transcript has a single exon. Gene Ontology annotation, biological process: monoatomic ion transmembrane transport; chemical synaptic transmission; signal transduction. The record is from RefSeq and is a predicted model, not a curated record.